AUGAAUUGUAUAGAAGCUAAAACAGAUUUUUGUUUUCAUAACAAUUAUAAUAAUAUCCCUCCUAAUAAAUGUUAUGAUGAUAAUAACAGAAAAACUAAUGAAUAUGGUUAUUAUCCCGGUUUUUAUGUGCAAAAUAAAUUAAAAUCUGAAAUGUUAAAUACAAAUAAUCGUUUGAAUUAUAAUGAAAAAAUAAAGGGGAAAAAAAUAGGGUCCUACCCCGAUUAUGCAUAUACCCACCAUAAUAUAAAACCUUUUUAUCUAAAUAUGCCUGAUCCUAAUAAGUAUAUACUACAUAAUGAUAAAUAUAGAAAUACAUUAAAUCCUGAAUAUCCGUUUUCACUUAACUAUAAGGAAACUAAUAUAAACAGAAAUAGAUCCCCGUUUCAAUUUGAUCAUAUUAGAAGAAAUAGAAAUGAAUGUUGUAAAAAUAAUAAAAUCGAAACACCAGAUAAAUGCUGUAAAAUAGUGUGUGAGAAUAAAAAAAAUGAUUACUAUGAUCCGUCUGAUAAUAAUUGUAAUAUAUCAGAAAGUGAUAAUGAGAAUAACACUAUAAUAAAUAUUACAACUAUGAAUGGAAUGGAUGAAAUCGAUUACAAUAGAAGUGAUUAUAGUGAAGAAAAUCAUAGUGAAUGUAGUGAAUCCUCUGCUUAUAGUUUGAAAAAAACGAGAAAACCUAAAAAAUUGUUUAUGGGUAAAUAUUUUUUUUCAGAAAUAAAAGAUAGCUUUUCACCAUGUUGGAUUAGUAAUAGGAUGCAUAACCAAGUUUCCAACGAUUCAAAUUAUUCGAAUUUUUAUAAUGGGACAAGACGUUUAAAGGGUGAUGGCCAAGGAAAGCCAGAAAUUAUAGUUCGAUUUCCAUGA
Messenger RNA from Plasmodium vinckei vinckei, 861 nucleotides. RefSeq names its product conserved Plasmodium protein, unknown function. The transcript has a single exon. Lineage: Eukaryota; Apicomplexa; Aconoidasida; Haemosporida; Plasmodiidae. The record is from RefSeq and is a predicted model, not a curated record. Bases 1 to 861 code for a protein of 286 amino acids.